Syngnathoides biaculeatus (alligator pipefish) is the source of this 975-nucleotide messenger RNA. It is a transcript of the gene sdhaf2, whose product is annotated as succinate dehydrogenase complex assembly factor 2. Gene Ontology annotation, cellular component: mitochondrion. The record is from RefSeq and is a predicted model, not a curated record. Gene Ontology annotation, biological process: protein-FAD linkage; tricarboxylic acid cycle; mitochondrial electron transport, succinate to ubiquinone. The coding region runs from base 121 to 609 and encodes 162 amino acids. Lineage: Eukaryota; Metazoa; Chordata; Actinopteri; Syngnathiformes; Syngnathidae. The transcript is spliced from 5 exons.
UUUACUCGGUCCGGCUGCAGCCAUCCCGAGGGCCAGAGAUCAAAGGAUGAUGACGAUGGUGAUGCAUUUGGCGACUGACAACACUGCACACUAGGUCAUAAUCGGAACCUCAGAAGUCAAAUGCUGUCCUCCGUCAUUGCCAGAAGACUGGUGACAGGCAUGUGCCAGACAGCAAGAAGACCUGUGAUCGCUGGGCUGGUAUCGACCCGUUGUUACCGUGGCGAUGCACCUGAAGAUGCCAGGACUGACCUGAUUGAGAUCCCUUUGCCUCCUUGGGAGGAAAAGCCCGGAGAAUCCAUUAACAUCAAGAGACGGCGCCUGCUCUAUGAGAGUCGUAAAAGGGGCAUGUUGGAGAACUGCAUAUUGCUCAGCCUUUUUGCCAAGCGAUACCUGAAUACAAUGAGUGAGACCCAGCUGCAGCAGUAUGACAGACUAAUCAAUGAACCAAGCAAUGACUGGGACAUCUACUACUGGGCAACAGAGACGCAGCCCACCCCAGACAUUUACCAAGGAGAGGUCAUGGAUAUGCUAAAGGAGUUUACAAAGAAUCGCAAUCAGGAACAAAGGUUGGAUGCACCUGGCUUGGAAUACUUGGAAAAGGAAGGCUGACAAGGAUCCCCCCUUCACCCCAACAUAUUCUUUUUCAAUUAGGUAUUAACUAAAAUAAUGGUAACAUGACCUACUAUGGAACCCCACUGCCUGUACCUCUAUAUUUUAUCAAAGCAGUCAUGUGCAAUGUAUAUUGGGCUGCGAUACAUUGAAGACAUUUUAUUCUUGUUUUAUCCAAUUGUAUCUUGAUAUCAGAGGCGUAAGAUUGGAGGCCUAAAAAAUGAUUGGUACGUGAGAGAUAGUAUGGUAGAAUAUAAACUGCUGUACAAUAUUCGUUCUGGAUAAAAUAUACUGUAAAUAUAUUUUUGUGUUGUGAUUAUUGUCAACAACAUGCAUGUUAUUUAAUAAAUGUACGCAGGAACUGAA